AUGAUCAAUGAUCAUCAUCAAUUAGUUUAUUUUCGACUGUUUUUCGUGAGUAAAAAAUAAAAUAAAAACCAUUCUUACUGAGAGCAAAUUCAGUUUAUCUUAUUAUUUUGAAACCUUUAGUUACAACGCAGUGGUUUCUCCUCUAAUUUCUUUAAACUCAUAUAACACAGAACUCAAACACGUGUUUGCAAGGAGCCCCUAAACGUAACGGAGACAUAAUGGGUUACCAGGCCGCGACGGCCAAGAUGGGGCGAAAGGUGAAAAGGGCGUGACAGGGCCCCCUGGACCACGUGGUGAGAAGGGAGAAAGGGGAUCAAGAAGAACAGACACCGAUCACUGGGAUUGGAAACAGUGCGCAUGGAGGAGUAGCGAUAGUCGUGAUAUUGGACUGAUCAAGGUUUGUUGAUUUCACAGGGAUCAAUGCUUCUAAAAGCCCUCUGGGCGAAAAGAACAUUUAACACUAAGUGAAUUUGGUUUUUUUCCGUUACUGUGUCAUGUGGUUCCUUUAGACAAAUCCUUAGUUUGCGUGUCUACCAAGGAUAGCACAUACAUCUGUUUCUAAGUCUGUUCUCCUUUGAACAGACAUAGAAAUAAUCGUUGUUUCUAUUGCUGCAGGAUUGUCAGUUUACUAAAACCAAUGAUGACACUGCUCUCCUUGUGUUUUACCAAGGAAAAGUAAACGUGGGAGGUUGUAACGACUGCUGCUAG
This is a messenger RNA of Porites lobata, 708 nucleotides long. NCBI's taxonomy places the organism in Eukaryota, Metazoa, Cnidaria, Anthozoa, Scleractinia, Poritidae. The record is from the annotation of a GenBank genome assembly.